This is a messenger RNA of Coccidioides immitis RS, 1991 nucleotides long. RefSeq lists its product as uncharacterized. The coding region runs from base 816 to 1991 and encodes 391 amino acids. The transcript has 2 exons. The record is from RefSeq and is a predicted model, not a curated record. Lineage: Eukaryota; Fungi; Ascomycota; Eurotiomycetes; Onygenales; Onygenaceae.
CCGGUUGGCCGUUAUGUCACAAUAUUCAGUUACGUCAGACUAAGACCAGCUAAAUUACAGUUCCUGCAGUUGACAUGAACCGUCUGCAAAUCAGCUGCGAAUGGAGAUAAUCCCAGAGAAAGAGCCUAAUGCCUUACGAUUGCUGCCCAAAGGCUUGGUUUUCUUGCAGCAAAGUAGCGGCCUAAAUAAUCCUCGAGAAAGAGCCUAUUAUUGCCCUGUCAUUGCUGCCCAAUCCCUACGGUCCUUUUGCUUAUCCUCAUCUCAACAUGUCUGAAGCGCCCCUUAACACCUCGGGGCCCUUCUUUUUUGAGACUCCUGAAUCACAAUUGUGACAACCCCCUUCUCCCUUUCGUUGAAUUCCGUGGCCGCCACUUACAAGGGUUAGCGUCCGGCCCCCCCUUUCCAGAAAACCCAGGAUAGUGUGCCAUGCUUCCGCGACUGAAUCGCUGGUGUCCUUUUCAAAAUCUGUCACGCGCGCUGCCGUCUGGUCAGAAAACUGGGCUUUUAGCGAAUUACGACCCGUGAAAAUGACGAUAUUGAUCGCUUUCAUCUAAGUUAUUUCGAAGAUCUUUCCUUGUCGAUACUUCCCAUUUCGAUAUCUAUUGAGACGAUUCCUCUGUCUUCCGCUUCCUCCUGAUUAGCAGUUGUUGAUGCCUGCUGGGGGCAGUUUUUUAAUCUAUCCUUGACCAGGCGAACUUCUUUUAUUUCCGUUAAAAGAUAUACAGGGCAGACUCCCCCGCCUUUACUCGUGUGGAAUUAUAUACCAAUAUUUCUUUUUUUUUAUUUUUUUGAUUUGAUUGCCGCUGCAGCUUAACAUGGCAUAUGCACAUUUCGUUCCGUUUGGAAAGCAUGGCCAAACCAGAGACUCGCCGUUUAGUCCGGGAUCUUGCGAUCCACUAUCGAUCUCUGCGCGAAGGUCGGUUGACUUUUAUUUCCUUUCUCCCCCUCCCGGUAUUGGACCGCGCUCACGAAACUGUGCAAGCCCGGGAACCGGCAGAGAUCAUGGGAUUCAACCACCCUGGGACACUUCUGAGGCAUCGAGAGCGUACAGCAACAGGAUAUCGUCCCCCAAAAAGGAUCAAUUCCAUCAGAAGCAUACGGAAGCGGCCCCUUACUCUGAGCGGCCCGAUUUCUCUGAAACCUGGAGCAUUUAUGCCAAUAGCAAUAGAUUGUCUUUGUCUCCUUUGUCCUAUGAUCAAUAUUCUUAUCCACCGCCAUCUCUCAUGCCACGGCCAAUUGGAGAACAACUGGCGCAAGCACCAAUUAAUGGCGGUUUGGAGAUGCCUGCUUCUACUUGCAGUGAUAUCCGCGCUCCAAAGACGCUCAUUUCAGGAGAACCAAAUUUAUUUCCCGAACGGCUAAAACGGCGAGCAACGGAUAGCGUAAGAGGAGCCGGACGAUACCACUCACAACGGCGGCCAGGCAACAGGGAUGAGUUUGAUGGACCAACUCAGCUUCUAGACAUGCCGUCUGCUAUAACCGUGGAAAUUCAGGAAGAUGAUCUCCCUCUCCUUCCUACAACUUUGGAUGUGCAAGAACAAGAUCAGAUCCUUUCUGACGUUAAUGAUCGUUUGUCAAAAUGUGCUUUCGAUUUUGUGGCAAAAUACCAGUUCCCUAUCCCUCUAGAAUCAGACAAAAAGCAUGUUAGGAGCCCACAGGACCGCGAAUGGACUGAAUGGGUUUAUCUUUUGAAAAGGCUUGCCACAAAGCGGCGAAUUCCUGCCAGGGUCCUGUAUAAUGGGCAGAUUAAGCAGUUUGUAACCGUGCUGGAAAAUGCCCUGGAAACACGCCAUGUGACCAAGAAUCAAAAUCGUCCGUUGAAAGACGACCGCAAUAUCCUUCAGUUUAUUUCCGCGGGAACCCAAGUUGCUAAGAUCCUCAAGGAUGCCUCUGCCAUGGAGUACUUUGAUUGGUUGUAUGUCCAAACAGAGAGAUAUAUCCACGAACGGCGAAUUCACCGAGAGAAGCUUGCAUUCCAUAAGGGCCUCUAG